AUGNGCGGCCUCCAAUGUCUCCAUGCGCCUUCUUCGACAACGCCGUCAACCCUCGGACGCCGCUCCAUCUGGGGCUUCUUUGGCAAGAGAAAGGACGACAGCAACCUCAGUUCCAGGUCAGGCCAAGCGACAAACCCUGUACUAGACCAAUACCUCAAGAAGAAGCCAACCAAGCAAAGCGCCGAGAGCUUGCAGCGUGGUGACCUUGCCGAAACAUCCAUCUUCGAGGGCGAACGCCAGGUACAGGAACGCCAGGACGAGAAGGACGCGACCGAAGUUGGCGGCCGUAACUUGGGUGCCAUGGCCACCAUCCUCGACCCUCACCCAGUGGCACGCGAGCGAUGGCAGCGCAAGAUGGCCAUCCGCGACAUUCGCAAGGGUGGUCGCUUGAACAAGGAAACGUUUAUCAAGCGCACCGAGAGAGAAAGUGUAGGCAAGAGCGAGAACAUCAAGACGAGCAUUAAGAAGCUGGGUCCUAUUGCACGCCAAAUCGCCGGCAAGACCGUCGACGACGCCAUUGUCCAGCUGCGCUUCAGCAAGAAGAAGGCCGCCAUCCCGGUUCUCAGCUACCUCGAGUACGCCCGUGAUGAGGCCAUUGUCGCCCGUGGUAUGGGUCUUGGCCAGCCCACCGUAGCCGACUCGGCCAAGCCCGUCGACAUUCGCCUCAAGGACGGCAAGAGACACACUGUCGAAGAUCCUUCAAAAAUGUACAUUGAUCAGGCAUGGGUCGGUAGAGGUCCCUACGGAAAGCUGCCCGAAUACCGUGCAAAGGGCAAGAUCAACAUUCUGCGCACUCCCUGGACACAUAUCGGUAUGGUGCUGAAGGAGGAGGCCACCAGAGUCAGACAAUACAAUGAGCGCGAGGACAAGAGAAAGAAGCAGCGUGAGGCCAAGGUCUGGACUCCCCUGCCCGACCGCCCCAUCCAGGGACAGAGGCAGUGGUACUCGUGGUAG
This is a messenger RNA of Aureobasidium uvarum, 954 nucleotides long. NCBI's taxonomy places the organism in Eukaryota, Fungi, Ascomycota, Dothideomycetes, Dothideales, Saccotheciaceae. The record is from the annotation of a GenBank genome assembly.